Molecule: messenger RNA, 2127 nt
Organism: Oncorhynchus mykiss (rainbow trout)
Lineage: Eukaryota; Metazoa; Chordata; Actinopteri; Salmoniformes; Salmonidae
Source: RefSeq, a predicted model, not a curated record
GAUGGCCUUGGAAGGUGCUGCCAAAAAGAAAAACAAAAUGUGCGUAUAUAGUCGCAUAAUGUUGUGGGAUGUUUACUGUUAAACCAUUUUUUUCCUGAGAUUGCCUGCAGGAUAAAAGAACAACAUUGCAGCAAUUGCUUAGAUAUGGCAUUUCGUACGGUGGGAGCUGCACAACUACCAUCGGAGGUAUGGGUCCACGUGUUUGGAUAUCUAUCAACAACAGACAAACUAAACAUUAGAUCAUGCUGCAAAUAUUUCAAAAAAAUGGUUGACCACUGGUCCCUUUGGAAAGGCAACACAGUGGUGCUUAAAAAGCUGUGUGCCUACACCUCGCAGUUCUGGACAACUCUUCGCCGCAGGAAAAUCAGCUCAGUUGUUGUACAGAAGGCAAGUUUGAAAGAAUGGAAACAGCUUGCCCUAUCCCUCCCUUGGCUCACCACAAUAGCCGUGGAGAAUUGUUUCGACGUGAAAGCCUUUGAAAUUCUCAAGCAAUUUCAUAAUUUGAAGAGGCUGGCUAUUCGCAGGUGUCGCUGUGGCCAGGGACUGUCUGAUGCAAUUGUGCCUCUGCAGCAAGUGACUCAUUUUAGUGUGUGCGAGAUGCACUGUGCUCCAAGAUCAGAUAUUGUUAGUGCUGUCUCAAAGCUCUCCCACCUGACGUCUCUACUCUAUCACGAAGGCAAUCAUCCUAUCCCAAGACAGAUAUUCCACCUAAUGCUUAACCGCUUGCCACAUCUGAAGCAUCUGUCUUUGAAAAUGGGAACACAACAUGGCUCUCUCCCAGAUGAUUAUUUUAAUAUUUAUAAAACAAAUGGCUUUCCAGAUGAUCCACAGGUCGGCCAACCUGGCUUGACCAGUCUGGAGCUGCUUGACUACAUGGACCCCACCUUACCUGAAGAGGCGCUGAAGUGCCUCCCCUCCCUGCAGAGUCUAGCUGUGGACUACAGAGACAGGGACGUGGAUCCCAGCAGGUGCCACCUGAAAACAUGGCUGAGGGAACUCCCUCAACUGGCAGUUCUCAACAUCGCAAAAGGCCAUCCCGUCAGUGCUUAUGCUCACUCCAUUCCCAACACAGUGACCAGUUUAACUCUGCAGCGGGUGAUGGUGGAGCAGAAGGACAUGAAGGCUCUAGGGAAACAGGCUUCAGGCCUCUUGUAUCUGCACUUUGAUCCAUGCAGCUAUAACAGCAGCAGCAGCAUCGGAGAGAUCCCCAAACUAUUCCCCCAGCUCAUGACCCUUAAAAUGCGACACUACAAUGUAUCAGAGAAGGAGUUCUUGAGCCUCCAACAGUUGAAGCAUUUGGAGCAGUUGGAGAUCCUUGAUGCACACAGUCCUAGUCCUCACCUUCUGCAGCUGAUCCACAAGCUGCAGGUCCUGACCAACCACAGAACCCAAAUCAUCCAUUCUCUGGGCCCGAGAGAUCCCACAACCUGCUACUGUACUCACUACUAACAUUAAGACUAAAAGGAAGUGAACACUGGUAGACUGUAGCCCAUGUUUUCAACAGCACAUGUUUAACAUGUGAAAUUAUACAAAACUGCUUGUUCAUCAUUUUAGGUACGUUUGCGAUGCCAAAAAAGGAAACAGCUGAAAUUAUGAGGACGUUUAGUAAGUCAAUACCUCUGAGUUCAGUAGUCAACAGACUCUUUGUAUAGAGCAAAACAACAAACGGUUCAUAACACAGGAACAGCCAUUUUAUGCAAUACUUUUUGUUUGAAUCUGUUAUGUACCCUUGAUUGGGUUAAACAGAAUACAUGAUUGUGCACAAAAACAACUUUUUUGAUGAAAGAAAAUACAAUUGACAAUACAAUUAGCUUAUCAGUUCUAAGAUUGAUUAAAGACGCAUGUUACAGUUGAAAUACUGAAAUCUCUCUUGUUGAACACAACUACUAUUGAAUCGAUGUGUUGAGUCUCCAGUGAUUGUGCACCUCAUCCCGUCUUCUACUAUGUUGCCUCAAGAGGGCAGUAAACACACAUGGCAAAGAGUCGGUCUGUCAAUAACUUCCUGUUGCCUGUUGGAGCACAUUGCAUUGCUAACUUUGUGAUCGUCCAGAGAGUUGCAUUUUAGAAGCUGCAUACCCCUCCACAUAUCCCACCUGUGUUGAAUUAAAUUAGGAAUUGCCCUGGCAA